AUGUGUAAAGCUGCUUCUGCAAAUCCACAACGAGUAGAAGACUUAAACAAGAUUGUGAAGAGAAGGAUCCAUCACGGCGCUGCUACUCGUUUAAAUUUUAAUAUAAGGACCAUUAAUGCAGUAUACGAAAAUAGAGCAUCUCUCGUUGAGUAUAUGCAUGAAAUAGAAGAACAAUUCACCAACAAAGCAGUCUGUAGUGCAGCCGCCUCUAUUCGCCGUACAUUAAAUGAUCCGAUCUUUAAUUUUUGGCUGACUUUUUUUUAUCAUGUGAUGCCCCACGUAGACAUCCUCUUCCAUCAACUACAGCAAAGAGAAAUUGAACCCACUCUAGUAAAAGACGCUAUCGAUAAUUUUGAACGCAGUAUCACUCAAGUUCGAAAUAAUAUUGAUAGCAUCACUACUAAAGCAUUAGAUAUAAUAAGAGACCAGCCACCAGGAAAUAAACGCAAGCGCUCAAUAAAGGAUUUGAAAGUAAAAGAAGUUGAAGAGAAGGUUAAUGAAGACGAAAUUGAGACAUCAGAGACAGACAACGAGAAAGAUAACGAUUCUUCUCUUAAAAAUAAACAUUUAUCACCAGAAAAUUUUCCUCCCUCAAAAAGAACAAGAAGAAAGAACAAACACAAUUAA
Molecule: messenger RNA, 627 nt
Organism: Psylliodes chrysocephalus
Lineage: Eukaryota; Metazoa; Arthropoda; Insecta; Coleoptera; Chrysomelidae
Source: the annotation of a GenBank genome assembly